AUCGAAGCUCGACACCCAUCACGUCACAACGAGUAUUUACCUGUCCAAACAAACCGACCUCUAUAUAUCGCACAAUGGGCCUCUUAACAAGCUCUUCCGAGGCUCCCCCAAAAGCCACGCGGGAGGAGAUGCGAGAUGCCAAACUCCCCAUAGCCUAUCGAGACAGCUGUGCGAACCUCCUCAUUCCCUUGAACAGAUGUCGAGUCGACACAUACUACUUACCAUGGAAGUGCGAGGACGAGCGACAUAGCUACGAGAAGUGCCAGUACGUCGAGUUCAAGAAGCGAGUGGCCCGCAUGGAAGAGCUGAGAGAGGCUAAGGGAGGUGCGCGGAGUAACUAA
Messenger RNA from Annulohypoxylon maeteangense, 341 nucleotides. RefSeq names its product NADH-ubiquinone oxidoreductase B18 subunit-domain-containing protein. The transcript has 3 exons. Gene Ontology annotation, cellular component: mitochondrion. NCBI's taxonomy places the organism in Eukaryota, Fungi, Ascomycota, Sordariomycetes, Xylariales, Hypoxylaceae. The coding region runs from base 75 to 341 and encodes 88 amino acids. The record is from RefSeq and is a predicted model, not a curated record.